UCCUUUUCCCUUGUCUAUCUUCGCUAUAUCUACUCUCAAGACACACUGGUCUGUGUCUUUUGUGUCUUUAGAUCACAACACAGAGAUAGAAGAAGGAAAGAAACCCUUUGAUUAAUUGUCUACCAACUUUCUCAGCUUCAACCAGCUACAAACCAUUCCAACUUUUAGCAGAUACUCGAGCUGCGAGCGGCAAAGGAGAUCGUAGGAUGCCUUCGCAAGGGGUGUUCACUGAUGCCAUCGCCUCCACGGGCUCUCCUGACCUCUCUUUACACAUCGGCCCGCCGAGCAUCAUAACAGCUGCAACCUCUGCCGUAGACGGCGGCUUCCGAGCUUGCGUCGACCUUCCCCUCUCGAGCAUCAUGUGUCCUUCCGAGGCUCAAGAGCCACUGCGUCCGGUUGACGAUUCCUCCAGGACAGUAAAUGGUACUCCGUUCUGUGUAUAUAGUCAAUCACCCUUCAGCUCGUUCGAUCCCAAGUCCGGAUUCACCCACCAAGUGUCUUCCUCCUCGCCUUCUUCUUCUGCUAAUGGUUGCUCAAACGAUAUAUACUUGGUGAGCUCCCAUUUGCAUCCUCACAGUGGGGGACAGUACCCCUCAGUCUCAUCGUAUCAUCGAACGGUGACGACGCUGCUACCGCCAUGGAUUACGGGAUUAGGAUCGGACCCAUUGAGGUGCUACCACCACCUUCCUUGCGGCGUCGGAUCUUUGGAGGCCUCACACAGCAUGAUGAGGACAAGGUUCAUUCCGAGGUACCAGACGAAGCGGAGCACGCGGGCGCCAAGAAUGCGGUGGACGAGCAGCCUCCAUGCCCGCUUCGUGCACGCCGUCGACCUCCUCGGCGGCCAUGAGAGAGCUACACCCAAGUCAAUUCUGGAGCUCAUGAAUGUGAAAGAUCUCACUCUAGCCCAUGUCAAGAGCCACUUGCAGAUGUAUAGAACUAUUAAAUCCACUGACAAGACUGCAGCCUCCUCAGGUCAAUCUGAUGGCUCUGUCGAAGAAGGUUUGGCUCCCGGAUACAGUGAUCAACAAUUAUUGGAGCACAAAGGCUCAGUUGCACCAAAACAAGACUCUGACAGUAGAUGGAGCAACUCAUCUACAGGAGUCUGGACGCAGAUUAGUACGACCGACACCGCCGAGCAUGGAUCGAUCUCUCUCUCAAAUCAAAUUCAGGACACUUAUGGAAGAUCAAAUGGCACAAGUGGUUCUUAUCAAGAUCUAAAGAACCCUCUCUUGGAGUUCACCUUGGGAAGACCAGACUGGCACACCAAGUAGCAUUGACUGGCAUUGUAAAAGUCAUUACCAGUAGCUUUGUCGAGUUCUUCAAGGCCUGUCUCUGAGGAGGAAGUGUUCCAAUGAACAAUGAGAAGUUUGCCAAGUUGCUCGUGCUGAGUAUUUGUUUUCAUUCUUCUUUCGUCAUCUUCUCUGUGUCCUUUGUAAAUUGUGGUUGAUUUAAGUGGAUCACUGGAACUUGAUUUUGCC
This is a messenger RNA of Musa acuminata subsp. malaccensis (wild Malaysian banana), 1478 nucleotides long. Its product is annotated as transcription repressor KAN1-like. Gene Ontology annotation, molecular function: transcription cis-regulatory region binding. The record is from RefSeq and is a predicted model, not a curated record. Gene Ontology annotation, biological process: abaxial cell fate specification; regulation of DNA-templated transcription. Lineage: Eukaryota; Viridiplantae; Streptophyta; Magnoliopsida; Zingiberales; Musaceae.